This is a messenger RNA of Paramuricea clavata, 4481 nucleotides long. The record is from the annotation of a GenBank genome assembly. NCBI's taxonomy places the organism in Eukaryota, Metazoa, Cnidaria, Anthozoa, Malacalcyonacea, Plexauridae.
AUGAAGCGUAAACGGGCCAGUGAGAGUUCCCAGCCCUCAACACUGAGCAUUGAGGCUAAGCAAAAGAAAAGACUGUAUGCAAUGAAAUAUAGGAAACUUAAACAGGUCAGCGAGAGUUGCCAGCCCUCAACACUGCGCAUUCAGGCUAAGCAAAAGAAAAGACUGUAUGCAAAGGAAUGUAGGAAACAAAAACAUUGUGAGAUUGAACCACUACAAAGUUUAAUAUCCAAAUUUCAUGAUGUUGUCUCACAAGGUCCUCUUUAUAUUUGCACUUGUUGUGACCAGUUAUGGUACAAGCAUAGUGUCAUUCCAGUCACAACACUUAAAGCAAAUAAUCCUGAUGUUCAAAAAAGAUUGUUAAAUAGAAAAAGCGUUAAUAAUAUGGAGUGGUUGUGUAAAACCUGUAAUAAGUAUUUAAAAAACAAUAAGGUGCCUCCUUGUGCUGCCGUAAAUGGGCUGCAGUUUCCAGAAAAACCUUCGUUUUUCGAUCUAAAUGAAUUAGAGUGUAGAUUGCUUGCUCCAAGACUUGCAUUUCAAAAAUUAAUGCAAGCUCCUAGAGGUAGACAACUAAAAAUCAAUGGAAACAUUGUUAAUGUUCCAGCAGAUGUUGUUAAUACUGUUAACAUGUUGCCAAGGUUUCCAAAUGAGACAAGCACAAUUAAAGUUAACCUAAAGAGAAGAUUGCAAUACAAAAGUUCAGCUUUAUCACUAAAUGUCAGACCAAAUAAAGUAGCAGAAGCUGCCAAAUGGCUUGUAAAUAAUGGUAACCUUUAUAAAGAUGAAGGUAUAACUUUCAAUGGCACUUGGCUUGAAGAUAAUUCAAAUACUCAAAUCGUAUUUGAUGAUAGUGACAAUGAUCAAACUUCAGAGGGUUCAGAAAAUGUUGUGGACUGUAAUGCAGAAAGCUUGAAUUGUGAUACAGAAUGUAAAACCCAGCAAUCAUCAGCAUGUGACGAUGAUGAUGAAUACUGGAGUGAAGACGAGGCAGAAAUACUUGCUGGAAUCACUGAUACUAUGUUAACAUCUCCAGAUUUUGUCACUGAUAAUGAACGUCAGCAUAUUUUAAAUGUUGCACCUGGUGAGGGAAAUAGGCCUAUGAGUAUAUUUAGAGAUAAAUACUCAGAGGAAUUAGCAUAUCCGGGUAUAUUUCUUGGACAGAAGCGACCAGACAAUACAAAUAGACUAACCAAAAUCCAUUAUAGUGAAAUUUGUAAAUCUGAAUUAAGAAGGUCUGACCGAAGGGCUGCAAUGUGUGUGGAAAAUAUUUUAUUUAAAACAAAGAAAUUGCAAAUGAAGAUUUUGCUUGGGCAGUCACAAGUUGCAUUGAGGAAAUGUCAACGAAAUAGUGACACAAUCACUGCCGUUCAACUAAAACAACCAGGUGCAUUAGAUAACAUGAUUCAUCAGGAUCAAGGAUUUAAAUUUCUUAGAGCUGUAAGGGGUUCACCUCCAUUAUUUGAAAAAGCUAAAAAGGAUAUAUUUGCAAUGAUCAGGCAGUUAGGAUCUGCUUCAUUAUUUUGUAGUUUUUCUUCAGCGGAAACACAAUGGAUUCAUUUACUGAGAAUACUUGGUAAACUUGUUGAUAACAAAACGUACACUGACACUGAACUUGAGAACCUCAAUUGGGAAGAGAAAAGUAGGUUAAUUCAGAGCGAUCCUGUGACAUGUGCCAGGCAUUUUGAUUAUCAAGUACAGAAGUUUUUGCAAAACUUUCUUUUAAGUAGUGCUGCGCCUCUAGGAAAAAUUGCGGACUGGUUCUAUAGGGUUGAAUAUCAACAAAGAGGAUCACCUCAUAUUCACAUGUUAAUAUGGCUAGAAAAUGCUCCUACAUUCGGGGAAGAUUCUGAUUGUGAUGUUGUUUCAUUCAUUGAUACGAUGAUCACAUGUGAAAAGCCAACUGAGAAUCCAGAUUUACUUGCACUUGUAAACAGGCAAGUUCAUCGCCAUUCUCACACUUGUCGAAAGAAAUCCAAAAGUGUCUGUCGUUUUAAUUACGCACAGCCAUGCUAUGAGAUCAACCAAAAUUCUAUAUCCAUUAGAUAUUGAUAUGGAUGAUAAUGAAGUUGAUCAACAUAAAGAUACUUGGAAAUUUAUAAAGAAACACCUGAAUGAUAUGAAAGAGGGUGAGGACAUUACAUUUGACCAGUUGCUUGUAAAUCUUAAACUGACAGAACAAAACUAUUUGCUAGCUGUUCAAUCUAGUCUCAAGACACCAACUAUAUUCUUAAGAAGGAGACCAAAUGAACUAAGGAUCAAUAAUUAUAAUGCUGCAUGUCUCAGUGCAUGGCGUGCAAAUAUGGAUAUUCAGUUUGUACUAGAUGUAUAUGCAUGUGCAAUAUACAUUGUAUCAUAUAUAUCCAAGGCUCAAAAAGGCAUGAGUGAACUAUUGAGAACAGCUUGUGAAGAAGCAAAAAGGGGAAACUCCAGUAUUAAACAACAAGUGAGAGAUAUUGGAAAUAGGUUUUUGAACAAUGUUGAAAUAAGUGCACAAGAAGCAGUCUAUAUAGUACUUCAACUUCCAAUGAGGAAAUCUUCUCGUCAAGUAGUAUUUAUAAAUACUUCACCCCCAGAGGAUAGGGUUUAGUUACUAAAACCAUUGCAAGAAAUUAAUGAUUUCGAAGAUGAUUCUGAUGAAAUUUAUGCAUCUGGUCUAAUAAAGCGUUACACAAAACGACCAGCCAAACUUGAAAAUGUGUCCCUUGCAAAUUGGGCUACAUGGUACGACUCCACUGGUAAGCCAUAUAUCAAACCAUCACGUUAAUUAGAUAUUGAUAAUUAUCCACUUGAGACAAACUUGAGUGAUAAUGAUGAUAAUGAGGAAGAAGAAAGCGAACAAAAGAAUAAAAAAAGAUCUAAAGCCAGAAUUAGUCGAAGUGUCUGUUUUAACAAGGAAGUUGAUUCUGAAAAGCAUUACCGUGAACUAAUCAUGUUAUUCACUUCAUGGAGGGAUGAAAUAACUGAUUUAUUAGGAAAUUGUGCUUCUUACCAAGAACACUAUUUUCAAGUUAAAAAUACAAUAGAUGAGCAAAUGAAAUGUUAUGCUAUGUGUAGUGAAGAUCUGAAUGCGAUUCAAGACCAGCUUAAUAAUGUGGAAGAUAAUGAUGAAAACUAUGACCUGAUUGCCCUAGGAACACAAAACAUUGAGCGUCAAGAUGAAAAUGAAGGUGCACAAGACCUUCAUCCAGAAUUCAAUGAAACCUAUGACCUAUCUGGUGAUCUUGGAAUUCCUUCAGCUGCAUCUAAUACUGAGCAGCUGAUAUUGCAUGAAGAACAGGAUGAUGUUUACAGAGGAAUGGUACAAAAAUUAAACAGAGAACAAAAAGAAUUUUUCUUCCAUGUUUUACAUCUUAUUAAAACUUCUGACAAUCCAUUCUACUGUUUUCUUGGUGGAGGAGCAGGAGUUGGCAAGUCCCAUCUCACUAAGUGUCUUUAUCAAGCAGCAUUAAAGUAUUAUAAUACUAGAGCAGGUGAUGAUUUCCAUCAAGUGAAAAUAUUAAUGCUUGCACCAACUGGUAAAGCAGCUUACAAUAUCAAAGGUAACACAAUACAUAGUGCACUUGCAAUACCUGCAUGUCAAUCUUUAAAGAAUUACAAACAUCUUGAUUCAAGCAGGUUAAACACCUUACGGUGUCAACUUAGUGGUUUAAAACUAAUAUUUUUGGAUGAGAUCUCAAUGGUUGGUAGUACAAUGUUUAAUGUUCAAAUAAAUAAUAGACUGAAAGAUAUUAAAGGAAGUAAAGAAGAUUUUGGUGGUGUAAGCAUGGUUGUUAUCGGUGAUUUAUUUCAGCUGGAACCUGUAAUGGACAGGUAUAUAUUUAAGAAUCUAGACAAUUCAGAAUAUGCAGUUCUGGCUCCUAAUAAAUGGCAAGAUAACUUCAAUAUGUUUGAAUUGGAAGAAAUUAUGCGCCAAAGGGAGAGCAAAGUGUUUGCUGAAAUAUUAAACAGACUUAGGGAAGGAAAACAUACUAAGGAUGAUAUUUUGAAACUAAAAGAAAGAUUAAUAAAAGAAAAUAGCAUCCAAGAUCCCAUGGAUGUGCCUCACUUGUUCAUACAAAAUAAGAAGGUAAAUGUAUUCAAUGAAAGAGUGCAUAAUGCAGCAACUGGUGAAAAUUUUUCAAUCAAAGCAAUAGACAGUGUUAUAGGAGCUAAAUCUGCUCAACUUCGAGAAAAAAUUUUGAGUCAAAUACCAGAUGAUCCCAGGAAAACUAAACAAAUUGCUUCAAACCUUCAAUUGUCAGUGGGGGAAAGAACUGAGAUAGCAUUAAAUGUACGCACUGAUGAUGGAAUGACUAAUAGUGCUGGUAAUGUUGUUAAAAAGAUACAAUUGAAUCAAAUAGAUAAACCUUCAGGUAUAAUAUGGGUCCAAUUUGACCAUUCAGAUGUUGGUGAGAAGACCAGAGAUGAAAAUAGACGUCUUUAUGUUCAAGGUAUUGAGUCCACAUGGACUCCAAUAAAGCCAAUCACAACUCAGUUUGCUGUGG